Aspergillus pseudonomiae is the source of this 1419-nucleotide messenger RNA. Its product is annotated as major facilitator superfamily domain-containing protein. The coding region runs from base 1 to 1419 and encodes 472 amino acids. Gene Ontology annotation, biological process: transmembrane transport. Gene Ontology annotation, cellular component: membrane. Gene Ontology annotation, molecular function: transmembrane transporter activity. The transcript is spliced from 5 exons. The record is from RefSeq and is a predicted model, not a curated record. Lineage: Eukaryota; Fungi; Ascomycota; Eurotiomycetes; Eurotiales; Aspergillaceae.
AUGCUGCAACGAUCACUGCAGUUUGACCGCGCUCAGCUAGAAGAGGACUCUGUCAGAGUUAGACGAAAACUGGACUUUCUAGUUCUGCCAAUGAUGAUGAUAACAUAUAUGCUAUCAUUUUUGGACAAACAGACUCUUAACUAUUCGAAUGCAUACGGCCUCCAGACCGACACCCACAUGACUGGAGAUGAUUACUCCUGGGUCGUCAGCGCUCUCUACUUUGGUUGGUUAUGUGGUGCAUGGCCCUGGAACAUGUUAUUGCAACGUCUGCCGAUAGCAAAGACGGUCGGCACAAUGCUGAUUGUCUGGGGAGCGAUCUGCAUGCUGCAGGCUGCAGUCUUCAACACCGGUGGAUUCUUCGCAGUUCGCUUCUUUCUCGGUCUAUUCGAGGCAUGUAUCUCGCCAUCUUGGGUGCUUCUCACUUCCAUGCUCUGGACACGCGAAGAACAAUCACUCAGAAGUUCCUUCUGGCUUUGCACAAACGGCCUUGCGAGCAUUCUAGGGUCUCUGCUUGCUUAUGGGACGGGCACGGCGGAAGGACUCGCGAUUGCAAAUUGGAAGCUAAUUUUCCUGAUCGUCGGCGCUCUGACUCUCCUGUGGGGUUUCGUCAUACUGACCUAUCUACCGGACGGCCCUCAUAACGCGAAGAUGCUCUCCGAAUACGAGCGCAUUGUCGCAGUCUGGCGAGUAUCGCACAAUCAGAUGGGAAUCAAGAACCCCACGAUCAAGUCUUAUCAAAUCAAAGAGGCGCUUCUCGAUGGCAGAUGCUAUCUCCUUUACAUGGCGGGAAUGGGCAUCGGAAUACUAAACAGUGGAGUCACCAACUUCAUGUCGGCCAUCAUCAAAGGAUUAAAUUUCGACCCAUUGCGGACAUCCUUGAUGCAAGCGCCCGGAGGAGCGUUCGAGAUCGUGGGCUGCUUGUCGCUGGGCUAUGUCUCUCAGUAUCGGAACAUGCUUGGAAUCUCGGUUAUUUUGGGCUGUCUGCCCGGCAUGGUUGGGCUGAUUGGCCUGUUAACCAUACCAAUUGACCAUCGGUAUGCCCUCUUGGCCAUGUGUUGGAUGCAGAACUUCGUCGGCGCUCCUAUAAUAUUGAAUUGGACGCUCGCUGGUGUAAAUGUGGCUGGUCACACCAAGCGCACUACUACGCUGAGCAUCUACUUUGUUUGCUUUGUGGUGGGAAAUAUCGUCGGUCCUCAUAUGUUCUUAUCGAAAGAGGUGCCGCGAUACCCUACCGCUAUCAAGGGCUUACUGGGAACUUACUGCGCGGUCAUCCUUUUCCAAUCGAUGUAUACUGUGUGGUGCUGGGUGGAGAACAGGCGUCCCGGCCGUGCUUCUCUAGUGGCAGUCCAGGAGGACUUAUUGGAGGGUUAUCAAGAUAUGACUGAUAAAGAGAACAAGCACUUUCGGUAUAGGAUAUAG